Messenger RNA from Trypanosoma cruzi, 1386 nucleotides. RefSeq names its product mucin-associated surface protein (MASP), putative. The transcript has a single exon. The coding region runs from base 1 to 1386 and encodes 461 amino acids. The record is from RefSeq and is a predicted model, not a curated record. NCBI's taxonomy places the organism in Eukaryota, Euglenozoa, Kinetoplastea, Trypanosomatida, Trypanosomatidae.
AUGGCGAUGAUGAUGACUGGCCGUGUGCUGCUGGUGUGUGCCCUCUGCGUGCUGUGGUGCGGUGUCUGCGGUGGAAGUGUCGACGAUUUGGAUGUUGACGGUAAAGCCGGCGGUUCUUCGAGUGGUGGUGAAGAUACGCUGGGAUCGCCAAAACCUUUACCGCCAGAACCAGACCUCUCGGACUCAGAAAGAAAUCAACCAGAGCAUCAGGGAAACGCGUCACCAUCCCGAGCUACAGGUGAAGUUCUUGGAGAUGAUAGUGUUGAGGAAAAGAAAAAAGAUAAUGAUUCGAAUGAUGAUGAUGAUGACAGUGAAGAAUCAGAGCUACCUCCACCACCAGCAAUAGGAGCUUCAGGAAAAGAAGACACCAAAAAAUCACUUAUUACUUUACCACAAGUAUCUGGUGUUGGCGGUUCUGCCGGUGGUGGCGGCGGCCCAAGUGGAAAUCCGAACAGAAGCGGUGAUGAUGUGUUGAGUUCUUCCGCUCUUAUUUCUGCUCCUCCACCCUUCAUUUCCACUGGUAGCAAUGGUUCACAGACCGUUAUUGGUGUGUCAUCCACUCAGCAGAUGGAAUAUUCAAAAGAAAGUGCGAAUUUAUUAAAAAAACCUGCAGAGGACAUACCGUCCAAAGUGUACCCACAAGAGAAGCCAGCACCCAAUGCUCGAGAAGUUUCCUCCACUCAACGAGUGACGACAAAAAGUCAAGUUGCUGGUAAGGACACAACUGGAAAAGAUGAGGCGCAGAACGGCAAUGUAGCAAACAACCCUUCCGGCAAACAAACAGGACAAAUGGCGUUACAAAAACCACAGACACAACCAAUAAAAGUAACAAAAGAUCCAAUAUCACCACUACCACCAACAGAGAAAUCACCAGCACCAACAGUUAAAGCAGAAAAAGAAGGCCCACCGGCAACAACAGGCUUCCAGACCUCAACAGAACAGAAGCAAGAAGGAUCACCGUCACAAACCGAAACGCAGCCAAAAGAAAUGAAACAGUCUUCAACAGAUGGUGGGGGAAAGCAAAAAGGAAAAGACACAGUCUCAUCGGAUUCGAUGACGAAUGCAGUUACCGACACUUCAGCAGAAACAAAAUCAUCAUCCAUCUCUACAAGUGGAAGUGGCAUUGCCCAGGAAAAGGAGGUUGAGGAUGAUGACGAUCCUCAACGGCCUAACAGCAAAGAACCACACAAGGACCCCGAAGCUCAUAAUACCAACGUUGCUCCCACAGCCAGUGAAAAUGCACCACAAACAGUGAAAACAGUCACAGCCCAAACAAAAGGUACGGCAACGCCUGGCGACAGUGACGGCAGCACCGCGGUCUACCACACCACCUCCCCUCUUUUGCUUCUUCUUGUUGCGUGUGCUGCUGCGGUGGUGGCCGCGUGA